Molecule: messenger RNA, 1901 nt
Organism: Cherax quadricarinatus
Lineage: Eukaryota; Metazoa; Arthropoda; Malacostraca; Decapoda; Parastacidae
Source: RefSeq, a predicted model, not a curated record
AUAAACAUCAGGUUGUGACGUCCAUUCUGGCCUCUACCACACUUGUUUUUUUUCCCAUCUUCCUGCACUCUCUGGUGUCCUCUCGGUUAUGGAGGCAGCAGGAGCAAGCACUGGAAGGAACACAAGAUACAUGAUGGAAGGCGUUGGUGCUAGAGUCAUCAGAGGACCAGACUGGAAGUGGGGGAAACAGGAUGGUGGUGAAGGGCAUGUGGGGACUGUGAGGAAUUUUGAAUCUCCUGAGGAAGUAGUGGUUGUUUGGGAUAAUGGAACAGCCGCUAAUUACCGUUGUGCUGGUGCUUAUGACCUCCGAGUUUUAGAUUCUGCUCCGACUGGAGUGAAGCAUGAGGGCACAAUGUGUGAUACUUGUAGACAACAACCAAUAUUUGGUAUACGAUGGAAAUGUGCAGAAUGCAGCAAUUAUGACCUAUGUUCUGUGUGCUAUCACAGUGACAAACACAAUCCUAGGCAUCGUUUCUAUCGCAUUACCACAAUUGGGUGUGAAAGAGUGUUACUUGAACCUCGGCGUAAAAGUAAAAAAAUUGGCAUCCGUGGUAUCUUUCCUGGUGCUAGAGUAGUAAGAGGAGUAGAUUGGCAGUGGGAAGACCAAGAUGGAGGUAAUGGGAGACGCGGUAAAGUCUCAGAGAUUCAAGAUUGGUCUGCAGCUUCACCAAGAUCGGCUGCCUAUGUCAUCUGGGAUAAUGGUGCCAAAAACUUGUACAGGGUUGGCUUUGAAGGCAUGGCUGAUCUUAAAGUAGUAAAUGAUGCAAAGGGAGGAACUGUGUAUCGUGACCAUCUUCCCAUGCUUGGCGAGCAAAACCCGGGCCGCUCAGGUCCUCAUGGGCUGGCCAUUGGAGACCAAGUAAAUGUUGAUUUGGAAUUGGAGAUUGUACAGUCUCUGCAGCAUGGGCACGGUGGCUGGACAGACGGCAUGUUUGAAUGUCUUGGCACUACUGGCACUGUGGUUGGCAUCGAUGAAGACCAUGACAUUGUUGUUGCUUAUCCCUCUGGCAAUAGUAUGGAACAGACUUUAGGCAAGAUUGGACGAGUACAACAAAUAUAUCAUGACAACGACCUCAAAGUUGAGGUUUGUGGUACCUCUUGGACAUACAAUCCUGCAGCUGUUACCAAAGUUGCUUCUGAUGGUACAGUUCCUGGUGCUGCUAGUGGAGAUGCGCUGGACCAUGAAGGUGACACUCCACUUCAUGACGCUGUCUCCAAAAAGCGAGAUGAUAUUCUAACUCUUCUACUGGAUCAUGCAGCUGACAUCACCCUUACAAACAACAAUGGUUUUAAUUCCCUUCAUCAUGCAGCUCUUCGCGGCAAUCCAAGGUAAGGCGUGGCCGGCGUCGUGACCUGGAUCAUCUGGCCGGAUGGGUGAGUCGUUGCUACCAUGUUACGUUGUCUCUUGUUUUCUAGUCUUCCCACUCCCACCUCCUCGCUCCAACCCAAGUUAUGUAAUUAAAACUUGUUUGUGCUUUUUUUUUUUUUGAGGGGGGUACUCCAACUUCCUGACACGCCUGAUCUUCCUCAUUCUCUUCCUCCUCAUUCUACUUCUGUUCUUCCUCCUUCCGAGUCUACUCUCAUGUACCAUGUCUUGACCCUCAUCUUAUCUUGAACGUUUUCUUAUAAAGUCAUCUUGGCGUUUGCUGAUAUUUCUAGUGGUCCCAAUCGAGAUCCCCACCCUUUCCAACUCAUUAUAUUAUUAUAUUCUUAGUCAUUAUCGUCAUUAUUAUUCUUCCUUUUCCUUCUUCUCUUCCUAUAUUUACCUCCUUUUCUCUUUUUUUAUUUCUCUUCUUGCUUCUCAUUCUCCUGCUCUUCUUCCUCCACUACCUCAUCUUCAUGGUAAUGGCGGUGGCCGUCGCUGCUGCUAUGAAAUGUCAGGAGUAUUAAUUUCUGCUGGG